UAAAACUGGAUGAGGACUGCAAACAAGAAAAAUACAAUUGCGGUGACGUACAGGAGUCGUACAGUGUGUUUGGUGAUUCAGUGUCAGUGAUGGAGGGAGAUUCUGUUACUCUACACACUGAUGUUACUGAAACAUAUGAAGGCGCUAACAUACUGUGGAAAUUUGGAGCUGAAAAAUCUAUGAUAGCAGAAAUCAGUGGAGUUUAUGGAAUCUUCACAUCUGAUGUUCCUGAUGGGAGAUUCAGAGACAGACUGAAGCUGGACAGUAAAACUGGAUCUCUGACCAUUACAAACAUCACAACUGAACACGCUGGACUCUAUGAAGUACAGAUAAGUGGAAUAACACAGCCAUCAAAUAAAUACAUUUUAAAAAAAAUCAACCAUACAAUUUUUGUCUAUGCUCGUCUGCCAGCUCCUAACAUUACCAGAAAUUUUUCACAAAAUCUUUCACCAUCAUCACAGCAGAAUUGUUCAUUGUUGUGUUCAGUGGUAAAUGAGAGAAAUUUGAGUCUCUCCUGGUACAAAGGAAACAGUUUAUUGUCCAGCAUCAGUGUGUCUGAUCUCAGCAUCAGUCUCUCUCUACCUCUGGAGGUGGAAUAUCAGGAUAAAAACACCUACAGCUGUGUGCUCAACAAUCCCAUCAGCAACCAGACCACACAUCUGGACAUCUGUGAACUCUGUCACACAUGUGCAGAUCAAGGCCUACCUUUAUCGUACAUAGUGUUGAUUUCUGCUGCUGCUGGAUCUCUGUUGAUUGUAGUUUCAGUCGUGAUGUGUUGCAUCUGCAAGAAACAUAGAAAAACAGUUGAGAUCCAGGAGGAAGACAGAACUGGUUCAGCAUUGUGUAAACCAGCAACAAGAAAAACGAAAUCAAAGGCGGAACAUGUGUAUGAAAAUAUACCCAAAAAACGAUGAUCAAAUAAGCCAUCUAUCUGCUGCAGACAAUUCUAGAGAACAAUACCUCAAAUUUAUUCUUUUCCAGGAUGUCUCUGUUUUGUUUUCACUCUUUCUAUCACAUCUAUUGAUGUUAUUGUGUAAAAUAAAACACAAUAUUUUAUUUUAAUUUAGUUGUUCAGUUGCAUAGCCAACAGAAAUGUACCUAGUGUUAAUUAAUAAAUAGCUAUUAUUCCUACUCUUCA
Messenger RNA from Onychostoma macrolepis, 1138 nucleotides. RefSeq names its product SLAM family member 5-like. NCBI's taxonomy places the organism in Eukaryota, Metazoa, Chordata, Actinopteri, Cypriniformes, Cyprinidae. The transcript is spliced from 6 exons. Bases 90 to 914 code for a protein of 274 amino acids. The record is from RefSeq and is a predicted model, not a curated record.